This is a messenger RNA of Lycium barbarum (goji berry), 966 nucleotides long. Its product is annotated as peptide methionine sulfoxide reductase-like. The transcript is spliced from 2 exons. Gene Ontology annotation, molecular function: peptide-methionine (S)-S-oxide reductase activity. The record is from RefSeq and is a predicted model, not a curated record. Gene Ontology annotation, biological process: cellular response to oxidative stress. The coding region runs from base 122 to 778 and encodes 218 amino acids. NCBI's taxonomy places the organism in Eukaryota, Viridiplantae, Streptophyta, Magnoliopsida, Solanales, Solanaceae. Gene Ontology annotation, cellular component: cytoplasm.
AAAUGUUCCUCCUUAAAACCACCACCACCGUAACCAUAACCAACCCUUCUCUUUUCCUUUCCCUCUCUGAAAAAACCCCAAUUCCAUUCCUCCGAAAUUCACCAUUCUCCCUUCCCCAAACAUGAAUUCCCCAAAGACCAAUUCCCCAAAGAUGAGUAGUUGGCUCAGCAAACUUGGUUUCGGUUCCCGAUCCGAAUCCGAAUUAAACUCACCUACUUCUUCUUCAUCUGCAAUUCCUCAAGGACCCGACGACGACACACCCGACCCGGGUCAACAAUUCGCCCAAUUCGGGGCGGGUUGUUUCUGGGGAGCUGAAUUGGGGUAUCAGAGAGUGACGGGUGUUACAAAGACUGAAGUUGGGUACUCACAGGGUUACUUGGAUAAUCCUAGAUAUGAAGAUGUGUGUUCUGGUACUAGUAAUCAUAGUGAGAUUGUUAGGGUUCAGUAUGAUCCUAAAGAAUGUGAUUAUGAUACUUUGCUUGAUGUCUUUUGGGCUCGUCAUGAUCCUACCACCCUCAAUCGUCAGGGAAAUGAUGUGGGCACUCAGUACAGGUCUGGGAUUUACUUCUACACACCCGAGCAAGAGAAGGCAGCACUAGAAUCCCGAGACCGACAGCAAAAGCUUCUGAACAGGAAGAUUGUUACUGAGAUUUUGCCCGCUAAGAAAUUUUACAGAGCCGAGGAAUAUCAUCAGCAGUACCUUGCAAAGGGGGGUCGGUUUGGCUCAAAGCAGUCUGCUGACAAAGGCUGCAAUGAUCCUAUCCGAUGCUAUGGUUAAGACCUUUUCAUUCGAAGAACAAAAAUAAAAGUUAGAUGUGUUUAUUCUUCUAAGCUAUGCUUGUUAUUAUAGGCUUUAAAUUGUGCUUCUCCAGUGACGUAUUUAGUCUACCCGCUUAUGCUUGCUUCAGGAAAAUCCAAUGUUUGUAGCUUCACCAUAGAUUUGUAAUGUAUAUAUGGUUUCAGAUU